CUUUAACAAAAGAAGCACAAUCUUAAAUGACAUUAGAAGACUCCAUAAACACAGGCAAACUGGUAAAUAUCUCUUGAUAAAUGGCUUCAUCAACAACCAUAGAUUUAAAGAAAACCCUAAUUAUACCAAUUUGCACAAUUGGGUUCCUCACAUUCUUCACCCAAAUCUUCAAAUUUCUCAAAUGGGUUUACUCAAUGUUCUUAAGACCACCAAAAAAAUUAAACAAAUAUGGUUCAUGGGCAUUAGUAACUGGUUCGACUGAUGGAAUUGGUAAAUGUCUCUCUUUUGAAUUAGCCUCAAAAGGUUUAAACUUGAUCUUAAUUGGUAGAAACCCACAAAAACUUCAAACUACAUCAAAUGAAAUUAGGGCUAAAUUUGGUAAGGAAAAAACCAAGAUUAAGAUUAUUGUUAUUGAUUUUGAGAAAAUUAGUGGGGAAGAAAUUGAAUUUAAAAUUUGUAAAGAAAUUGAAGGUUUGGAUGUUGGGGUUUUGAUUAAUAAUGUUGGGUUGUCUUCAGAACGUUCUAGAUUCUUCCAUGAAAUUGGUUUAAAAGGGAUGAUUGAUUUGGUUAGUGUGAAUGUUGGGAGUGUAAAUUGGGUUACUAAAGCUGUUCUUCCGGGUAUGUUGAAGAGGAAGAAAGGUGCAAUUGUUAAUAUUGGUUCUGGAUCUUCUGUUAUUCCUUCUUACCCUCUUUUUUCUGUUUAUGCUGCUUCUAAAGCAUAUGUUGCCAUGUUCUCUAGAAGCUUGAGUAUAGAAUAUAAGCAGUUUGGAAUCGACAUUCAGUGUCAGGUACCAAUGUUGGUAGCUACAAAAAUGGCAUCCAUUAAAAAGGCAUCCUUCUUUAUUCCUUCACCAGAGCAGUUCAGCAAAGCGAGUAUAAAAUGGAUUGUUUACGACACCAUCUGUGUUCCGUACUGGACUCAUGCUCUGGAAUGGUGUAUUAUGAAUAUGAUACCCGAUUCCUUAGUGAAUCGGAUGCUUCUUCGAUACUUUAUUAGCGUGCGUAAAAAAGUUCUUCGAAAAGAGAACAACUUAGCCUAGUUUUCAUGCUCUUAGUAAUCUUUGCGAUAGGGUUUACGUAAGAUGUACUUCGUAGUGCAGUUUGCAGUACAUAUAAGAGCAUGUAUUAGCUUAUUUAUCUUCGGUUAGUAACUAUGCAAUAUAUUUGAGCAUAAGCAUUACUGUCCGUUUUGAUGAAUUUGCUACAAAUUCUCCUAAGUAUUUAAGGGGGACGUGCUUUUGCUUA
Molecule: messenger RNA, 1245 nt
Organism: Amaranthus tricolor (Joseph's coat)
Lineage: Eukaryota; Viridiplantae; Streptophyta; Magnoliopsida; Caryophyllales; Amaranthaceae
Product: very-long-chain 3-oxoacyl-CoA reductase 1-like
Exons: 3
Coding region: 81-1040 (319 amino acids)
Cellular component (GO): endoplasmic reticulum
Molecular function (GO): ketoreductase activity
Source: RefSeq, a predicted model, not a curated record